Messenger RNA from Syngnathoides biaculeatus (alligator pipefish), 2599 nucleotides. RefSeq lists its product as uncharacterized. Lineage: Eukaryota; Metazoa; Chordata; Actinopteri; Syngnathiformes; Syngnathidae. The record is from RefSeq and is a predicted model, not a curated record.
UUAUGAUGUCUGGACAAAAAACUCAUCAGCUUCCAGCUGAGUGGGGAGGAGCCUCUGCUACAACAUGGACGCCACAAUCCAGUUUGCUGCAUAACUGUGGCUUCUCUACGUUAUCGUUCUUUUUUUUUUUUUUUUUGGUCAGCUUCACUUUGCUUCCUGCACAGAAGACCUUUGUGCUUACUUCACAAGCAAGAGCUUCAUAUGAAUACACGUUUAUUUCGACUCGACUGUUUUGUUUUGUUAAGACGCAAAAGGCAGUGACCAGACGGCAGGCGACCCAUAAUGUUGCUUCAUCUUCAGAAAACCGACAACUAAAAAUGCUGAAUUUGGCCUGAUGGAGAGACAGACGAGAGAGAGAGAGAGAGAGAGAGAGAGAGAGCGAAAGAGAGAGACUAUUACAAGUCAGUCACCGUCUGCCUAGACUCUCCUUCACAUCCUCUCACGCUGCCGCUUGCAUCCAUUUCUCCUCCUCCCUCCGUUCCCUCUCAUGCUAUUCAGCCCUCCCUCCUCUUCCAACCUCGCGUCCAUCUGAAGCGCGCAACGCCACUUGUGUGCGUGCGCUUGCGGACGAGGCGGGAAGAGAUUAAAAAAAAAAAAACAAGAAACCAAAGCGGGGGCACAUGCUCAAUGAGGAGGUGAAGAAGAAGAGGAAAAGGAAGAGGAGGAGGGCGAAGCGCCCUUUUUUCAUUGAGUGCCUUCGCCCCGAGCCGAGCAACAGCAUGGAUCUCUCCUUCAUGGCCGCCCAGAUCCCAGUUAUGACGGGAGCCUUCAUGGACUCGUCACCAAACGACGACUACAGCGGCGAGCACUCGCUUUUCAACUCCUCCGCCAGCGUCCACGCCGCCGCCUCGGCCGGGUCGGCGCAAGGCCAGCCCGACGAGUCGCAGUCCAUGUCCAGCGACGCCAUCUGGCUUUGGAUCGCCAUUGUGGCCACCAUCGGCAAUAUCGUGGUGGUGGGCGUGGUCUACGCCUGCACCUUCUGAGGCAAACCCAAGUCUUUUGAGUCCUUCCAAAUUUUGAAUCCGUCCGGUCUUCAGAGAGCGGAUACGCCCCACAACGGAAUCGGAGCGCAAAAGACUCCUCUGCUAUUGUUGGAUUCCACGAUUUGAGGAUAACGUUGAUCCCUGCUAAGUUUCUUUCCAUGUCUCGCCCGGAGAACACGCCCUCGCUUGCCUAACAGGGAUGCGAAUGGAGAUUAAAUGGGGCUUGAGAUCCGGGUUGAUCCCGGGACAUCGCGAGACCUCCGCCGCCACAAAGCAAUUUAGUGCGGCGCUGUUCAAUUAUGCCCAACGACAAGGAAGGCGAAUGUUAAAACUUUUAGAAGGCACUGGGAUUAUUUUCAAGGGAGGCGGCCCUGAGGCCCACUGCCAUUAGGGCACAUGUAAGGAGAUUCUGUGGAUCAUACUUGCCGUGACUUCAUCAUCAGUGAACUCCACUUACCGCACACUGAAAGUCACAUGAAUAUCAAAUCCUACGGCUGAAAUUUAACAAGCCGUUAAUUCAAUUCAACCCCAAACAUUUACGCCUCUCCCACUUCAUUUUAUCUCUGCCGCUGAUCUCGGCCGUUUGCUAUCUUCGGACAUGCCCUUCGGUACUGGACGUUCUCCUGCUUUGGCAGCAGGGUGACCGUGACCCCGAGGUGUCGUUUCUGCGGGUUUACCGCAAACAUUAGCAUCAGAAGCAGUCCCAAUCAUUUAUUUAGUAAAGUGUUGCUUUAUCUACGGUGCAUACAAAGCUUCUGUAAUGUGAGUACAGUGAAGGUAUACUUGGACAAUUUAAUGACAUCCUAAUAUGAGGGCUGCAUCAAAAUAUGGAACGUCAUAUUAAAAACUCUGUAGGAUGCAGUGCAGUUCAACACCAUUGUGAACUGCAUAAACGGUUAUAAUUUGCUACGUUACUAUAUUUUUAUGAGCAUGAUCAGCUUUGUACAUUUUUUGGAGAUGCAGUUCUUAUAUUUAAUUAAGUUAAAAUUUGCAGGUGUCCCUAACUGAUGGGCAUUUUCCUUUAUCGAGAGGAAAAAUGUUGAUUUUUCACUCCGGGUGGCAGGUGGGAUUUCGAAAAUACCCAUAUUUGCGUUUAUUCCAAAAGAUCCCUCUUAUAAAAUGCAUUGUGGACAUCAAAAUGUUUUUAUUGGGAAAUAAAAUUAGCUGUCAAGUCGUGCACUCAAUUUGAACUCAAUUGCUUCGAGAGAUGAUUCAUCAACAAUCCCACAAAAUUGACGGAAAGAAAACAACGGUCACACCACAACGCUGCUGCUGUUUCCCCGUCUAAAAGCAAAACUAAAAACGUUGUUAAUUUCGUAGAAUCUCUGUUUGAAAAGCUUUCUGCUUUUUUAUAGCCAAAGAUGCCAUUUUAUUGAUAUAUAUAUAUAUACUUCAUUCACACAAGUAUACUAGCAAGUAUACUAGCUUGUUGCCUUUGUUCACGUUCAUUUAUUGAUAUUUGUGAUUUAACAGUUUUGUCAUUUCGCCAGCGUGAACUUGAAGUGAUGGCGUCGUUUGAUUUGCGUCGCCGACUUGGUUUUAUCACCUCGUGUUAUGAUCUGAAUAUACAGUGAAGAAAAUAAGUAUUUGAACACCCUGCUGUAUUGCAAGUUCUC